Molossus molossus (Pallas's mastiff bat) is the source of this 600-nucleotide messenger RNA. RefSeq names its product interferon lambda-3-like. The record is from RefSeq and is a predicted model, not a curated record. Gene Ontology annotation, molecular function: cytokine activity. The transcript has 6 exons. Bases 1 to 600 code for a protein of 199 amino acids. Gene Ontology annotation, biological process: positive regulation of immune response; cell surface receptor signaling pathway via JAK-STAT; defense response to virus. NCBI's taxonomy places the organism in Eukaryota, Metazoa, Chordata, Mammalia, Chiroptera, Molossidae.
AUGAAGCUGGACUCAACCUUGGGCUGCACACUGGUGCUGCUGCUGCUGCUGACCACGGUGCUGAGCAGGACAGGAGCAGUUCCUGUCCCCACAGCCCCCAGGACCGCUCUGGGAACAAGGGGCUGCCACAUGGCCCAGUUCAAGUCUCUGUCCCCACAAGAGAUGAAGGCCUUCAAGAGGGCCAAGGAUGCCUUGGAGGAGUGGCUGCUGCUGAAGAACUGCAGCUGUGGCUCCCGCCCCUUCCCCAGGACCCGGGACCUGAGGCAGCUGCAGGUGUGGGAGCGCCCUGUGGCCUUGGAGGCUGAGCUGGCCCUGACCCUGAAGGUCCUGGGGACCGUGGCUGACUCGACCCUGGGGGACGUGCUGGACCAACCCCUGCACACGCUGCGCCACAUCCGCGCUGAGCUGCAGGCCUGUGUCCCAGCCCAGGCCCCAGCAGGCCCCAGGCCCCGGGGGCCCCUCCGCUCUUGGGUGCACCGCCUGCAGGAGGCCCAGAAGAAGGAAUCCCAGGGCUGCCUGGAAGCCUCUGUCACAUUCAACCUCUUCCGCCUCCUCACCCGGGACCUGCAAUGUGUCGCCAAUGGAGACCUGUGUGUCUGA